AUGGCAGAAUGGCUAAAUAGCUGCCAAUUAGCAGUUGCACUACAGGCAGCUCCACCCUGGUUUGCCAAUGCUAUGGCAGCUAGUCUGGAACCAAUAGGAAAUAACAUAGCUACUCUCGAGGCUGAUAUGACUCCUGUCAAGGCUGACAUAGCUAUUCUUAAGACCAACAUAACUACUGUCAAGGCUGACAUAGCUAUCCUCAAGACCAACAUAACUACUGUCAAGGCUGACAUAGCUACCCUCAAGACCAGCAUGACUCAGCUAGUGGGGAUCAACAUUAGGUUCAUCUGA
This is a messenger RNA of Fibroporia radiculosa, 291 nucleotides long. RefSeq lists its product as uncharacterized. The record is from RefSeq and is a predicted model, not a curated record. The transcript is spliced from 2 exons. The coding region runs from base 1 to 291 and encodes 96 amino acids. Lineage: Eukaryota; Fungi; Basidiomycota; Agaricomycetes; Polyporales; Fibroporiaceae.